Messenger RNA from Drosophila willistoni, 1650 nucleotides. It is a transcript of the gene GPHR, whose product is annotated as Golgi pH regulator. The transcript has 7 exons. Gene Ontology annotation, molecular function: voltage-gated monoatomic anion channel activity. Gene Ontology annotation, cellular component: Golgi cisterna membrane. Lineage: Eukaryota; Metazoa; Arthropoda; Insecta; Diptera; Drosophilidae. The record is from RefSeq and is a predicted model, not a curated record. Bases 112 to 1479 code for a protein of 455 amino acids. Gene Ontology annotation, biological process: intracellular pH reduction.
AACGAAUCAUACGGCAUUUUUUGUUUACAAUUUGCAAGAGAAUUUCGUUUAGUUUUUUCAAAUAGUUUAAGGCAAAAAAAUAUAGUUUAUUUGUUAGCAAAGUCUAUUAAAAUGGCAUUCCUUGGCGAUUGCUGCAUUGUGUUUGUAUCACAGAUGCUGUUCUUUGCCGGCGGCUGGUUAUUCUUCAAUAAGCAAUUAUUCAAACACUAUGAGAUACGUCACAUAUCCGUUCAAUUAAUAUUCUCAGCGACAUUUGCCUUAUCUGUGACCAUGUUCGAAUUGAUUAUAUUUGAAAUUAUUGGGGUAUUGGAGUCCAGUUCACGGUAUUUCCAUUGGCGUUUGGGUCUGACUUUAUUACUAUUUAUGGUCACGGCUGUGAUUCCACUUUAUAUAUGCUAUUCUGUGAUACAUAGCAUUUCUUUUUUUUCCGAUCGAUGGGUGAAAAUACUCACCACCUUUUGUUGGUUUGUAUUUCUCUAUGGCCUCUGGCGCAUAGGUGAACCAUUCCCUUUGCUAAGCACUUCUCAUGGCAUAUUUACCAUAGAGCAGGGCGUCUCCAGAAUUAGUGUUAUCGGUGUCACCGUAAUGGCUAUACUUUCGGGCUUUGGUGCUGUAAAUUAUCCUUACACCAGCAUGACCUAUUUCAUUAAACCCGUUUCGCGUAGCGACAUUGUCUGUUUGGAAAGAAGAUUGGCCUUAACUGUGGACAUGUUGACGGCUAAAAAACGGCGUAUAGCCAUGGCUGCCUAUAAUUAUAAUAAGCAGCAUCAUACCAAACCAAGAAUAUGGGAAAUGUUGGCCUCGGCUGUCCAUCGAACUACUAACAAUGGGGACGACAUUAAUCAGCUAAAACAAGAAGUCUAUGGUCUAGAGGAGCUCUUGCGUUCAGUUUUUCUGGAAUUAAAUUCUUUGAAAAAUAUGGAAGAACGUCAACGUUGGUCACAAACCCUGCAGGGCAAAUAUUUCAAUGUAUUGGGACAUUUUUUUAGUGUCUAUUGUGUGUAUAAAAUAUUUAUGUGCUGCAUUAAUAUCAUCUUUGAUCGUGUGGGCCGUAAAGAUCCGGUGACACGUGGCCUGGAAAUAGCUGUACAUUGGUGCGGUUUUGACAUAGAUCUGGCAUUUUGGAAUCAGCAUGUUUCCUUUCUGCUGGUGGGCUGUAUUGUGGUGACCUCCAUAAGGGGUCUUCUGCUGACACUCACCAAGUUUUUCUAUCGCGUUUCGUCGAGCAAAUCUAGCAAUAUUAUUGUCCUUAUUUUGGGUCAAAUAAUGGGCAUGUAUUUCUGUUCGUCGGUGCUACUGAUGCGUAUGAAUAUGCCAGCCGAGUAUCGAGUGAUUAUCACCGAAGUUCUUGGCAAUUUACAUUUUAACUUCUAUCAUCGUUGGUUCGAUGUUAUAUUCCUGGUCAGUGCCUUGACCACAAUUAUUGUCUUGUAUAUAUCCCGGAAGGCUGUAUGCACAGAUGAUUCCGAUUUGAACUGAACGACGGGAAUUAUGUUUUUUAAAAGACAGAUACCUAAGGAUUAGUUAUAUAUAUUAUACAUUAACAUAUGUAUGUAUGCAUGAAUAUGCCAAAUGUGAAUGUAUGUAUUUAUUAUGUGAGUUGGGUUUAACCAAAAGCACAAAAACGAAUUAAAGUUAUCUAAGCUGAAA